Molecule: messenger RNA, 1059 nt
Organism: Aureobasidium subglaciale EXF-2481
Lineage: Eukaryota; Fungi; Ascomycota; Dothideomycetes; Dothideales; Saccotheciaceae
Exons: 1
Coding region: 1-1059 (352 amino acids)
Molecular function (GO): nucleotide binding
Source: RefSeq, a predicted model, not a curated record
AUGGCUCAACAUCCUGUAACAUUCGCCAUCAUAGGCGCUGGUCUCAUCGGCCCUCGCCAUGCCUCUGCGAUUCUCAAUACACCAUCGGCGAAGCUUGCCUGUUUUGUCGACAGUAAUCCCGCAGCCCAAGAAGUCGCAGCGGGAUUCAAUGUUCCACUAUACCCAACUAUCGCGGAUAUGUUGGCAUCCACAGACAAGCCGCAAGCAGCAAUAGUCUGCACGCCGAACCACACACAUGUUCCCAUCUCCAAGGGGCUGCUGGACGCUGGUAUUUCUGUAUUAUGCGAGAAACCGAUCGCAACAGAUAUCGCUAGCGCCAUGGAACUUCUGGAGCAUGCGAAGAAGUCCACUGCAAAGUUGGCCGUUGGACAUCACAGGAGAUUCAAUCGCUACGUCAGAGCUACGAAAGCCGCCUUACCAUCGCUAGGCCGUGCUGUUGCAGUGUCGGGUCUCUGGACAAUCUGCAAGCCGUCAGAAUACUUAGAGGGCGUUGGCGAAUGGAGAAAGGACGGUACUAACGGCGGUCCUAUCCUCAUCAAUCUGGUACACGAUGUUGAUAUUCUUCAAUUUUUACUUGGACCUAUUGUUCGAGUGACAGCUGAAGAAACCAUAAAACAGAGAAACUUUGAUGCUGAAGAGGGUGUGGCCGUGUUGAUAAGAUUCGCGAGUGGGUGUGUUGGCACCUUUGUCGUCUCGGAUGCUGUGCCCUCGCCUCACAACUUCGAGUCUGGCACCGGAGAGAAUCCCACCAUACCAGCUAGAGGCAUGGAUUUCUACAGGAUAUUUGGUACGGACGCAUCAUUGAGUGUGCCGGAUAUGAAAAGAUGGAGUUAUGAUGGCAAAGUGAAAGACUGGACUCAGGAUCUGGAGGAGGACACAUUGAGCGUUGGAACCAGCAAAGUGCCUUUCGAGUUGCAGGUGGAGCAGUUCGUUCAAGUUGUUAGAGGACUUGAAGAACCUACGUGCUCAGGAAUAGAUGCUGUUCGAGCUUUGGUUGUGGUCGACGCAAUCAAGAAAGCCAUGAGAGAAGGAGUCGCAAUCGAUGUUCCUUGCGAAUGA